AUGACCACGCUCAUGCGAGACUCGGUCGCUGGCCAUGCCAUUCGACUCCUCACCAAGGGCCGAUUCUUCAAGUAUGCGGAGGAAAAGGACCCGUCACUAUGGCAGCGAUACGAUGUGUUUGCCAACACGGCAUCAGUGCCGGCGAUUCCGUCCUCGGCGUGGGAGCAUCAUGGACAUCGAUUUCAAGGCCUCACGGGUGUGCGAAUCAAUCCUGAGCAUGGAGAAGAUGCCAAUGUCAUUGACUGGUGUGAUAAAAAUGAUUCAGAGAAUCCUCAAAACUGGCCACUGGCCAAGAAGGUCUUUGUCACAUUCGAAAUCUGUCUGUUGACCUUCAGUGUCUACAUUGGAAGUGCGAUUUAUACUCCUGGAAUCCUCACUGUGGUGCAGGAUUUUCAAGUCAGCCAUGUGGCCGCAACACUGGGCUUGACCUUGUUUGUUGCAGGAUACGGGCUAGGCCCGCUGCUCUGGUCACCCAUGAGUGAAGUCCCUUACAUAGGACGGAAUCCAGUUUAUAUCUUCACCCUGGCUGUAUUUGUUGUGUUACAGGUCCCGACAGCCUUGGCCGGAAAUCUAGGGACUCUGCUUGCACUUCAAUUUCUGACUGGAUUCUUUGGAUCGCCUGCUCUCGCUACGCCCAGCAAAGCGUGCCUAUGCAAUUGGCGUCUGGGGCCUCAGUGUGGUCCUGUCAUGGGACCAUUGGUCGGAGGAUUCGCAGCACAGGCAAAAGGCCGGCGAUGGACUAUCUGGGAAUUGAUGUGGUUGUCGGGAUUCUCACUCCUCAUGUUGCUGUUCUUCCUCCCGGAGACAUCGUCAGCGAAUAUCCUGUAUCGACGCGCACGCCGACUACGCCAACUGACCGGACGAGAGAACCUGAAACCAUUUACCCUCAACUUCACGGAGCCGAUGGUCUUCCUCCUCAAUCUCUACAUCGCACUCAUCUACGGCCUUCUCUACGUUUGGUUCGAAUCCUUCCCCAUCGUCUUUACGGAGAUCUACCACUUCAAUCUCGGCCAGCUAGGCCUUGCUUUCCUCGGUAUCCUCGUAGGAGCUCUCCUGACAAUUCCGUACUACUGGUGGAUGCACAGGUACCUCGAGCCUCAAUUCGACGAAAACGGCAAUGUCCCACCGGAAGCUCGACUUGGACCUGCCGUCGUUGGCGCUUGUUUUAUCCCAAUCUGUCUGUUCUGGUUCGGCUGGAGUGCACGACCGGAAAUCCACUGGAUCAUGCCUAUCAUCGGCUCCGGGUUCUUCGCAGUCGGUGCGUUCCUUCUAUUCAACCCGAUUCUGAAUUAUCUUCCCGACGCGUAUCCAGCGUAUGCGGCGUCUGUGCUUGCGGGGAACGAUCUCUUCCGGUCAGCUUUCAGUGCGGGAUUUCCCUUGUUUGCGACGGCAAUGUAUCAAAACCUUGGGGUGGGGUGGGCAAGUUCCACCCUGGCGUUUUUGUCCAUUGCGUUCAUACCCAUUCCGUUUGUUUUGAUGAAGGGGUAUGGAGAGGAUAUGGAGGACCUUCGCAACAAAGCGACCGGAUUGGCCAACACGCUGACGCAUCUGGACCAUGUUCUUCACAUAACGAGCGCCGUCGAUACCGUUUUCCGAAGGCAAGUCGCUGAUCUAUUGGACGGUAGCAAGGUCACGAUGGAGAAGCUCGAGAAGCUAAGGGCCAAACUUCCCACGGCAGCAACUCAGCAACUGGCGGGCGAAACAGUCCGAGGACUCAAACGGAAGGUGCUCUACGCCUUUGAAAAGCGGACUUUAGCGGACAUAACAAGCAUGAUUGACAGCCUGCAAGGGAACAUCGACACAGCGCUGAAUAUACUGCAGGUACAUCAAGGGGCCCGCUUGCUUGAUGAUGUUGCAACGAACUCAGCACUGAGCUUAGACAUUCGGGAUCAACUGGCAGAGCAACAAACUCAACUUCAGCGCCUGCCUCUGUACUCGUCUUCCUCUGCGCAGGUGCCCCGCUCCAGCCGAAUCAUAUCGGUCGGGCCAUUCGUAUCUCGACUCCUGGUGAACGAGUUGAUACGACGGCGUCAAGCACUACGUCAGCUGGAAUUAGUAGCACUACCCGAGCAUUUAUUCUCUCGAGAUGUGCUCCCAGAUGCAAACGCCCCAAUGAUUUUUGACGCCCUUUGCGACGCAGGCAUUCCAAUGAAUACGAGCAUGGACCCGCGAAGCUUGCACGGAGGAGAUGUAAGACCACCGUAUGGCAGCAUAUUCCAUCAAUGGCAACUAGACCGAGAUCUUAUGGAUCGGCUGUACGAUGCUGGUUUUGUGGAUGUUGAUACCCUCGAUUCCGCUGGAUAUAGUCCCUUGAUGCUCGCCUCAUUCCGCUUGCCUGCCGACUCGCUGAUCCAACGGGCAGACUGGCUGGUGUCCAAGGGUGCUGAUAUAACCGCUUGCUUACCCGGGACAUCGACAUCCGCCAUGCACGUCAUAACCAAUCGCGUCAUACGGAACCAUCAAAUUGGAAGGCACCUGUCUUAUAAUCACUCUUCGGGUCUACCGGACACCUCGAAAUCGUUUAUUCUGGGUCUGGAGAUAAUUGACUUUCUCAGAGGAGCCUUUACAACAGGUUUGCACGACGCCUGCGAGUGUCCCUGUUCGCGAGAAGGCGGAUGCACACCACUGUCUAUCGCAAUUAGAGCGUUGUUCUCACCAUGGUCAGCAUCAGCAGCAGCGAAAUUACCAAUGGCUCUUCCCAAGCUCCUUGAGCUAGCUCCUAAGACCCUUGAGACAGCAGAGACCGUCAUACGAUUGGCAACAUUCAAAGACCUGGAACUCACCCAUACGUGUUGCAGGUCAUUUAGCUUUUGGAAUUCAGGCCUACAUAUACUGAAGCCAUUUGAUCCACAUGAAGCAGAGAGGAUCUGUGAUGAGGAGGCAGAGAUCAUUGAGGUGCUCAACCACAUUGUAACAGGUUUCUUGAAGCAGUACCAGGGCCUCGCCAUAUCGCUCGUGCAAUUCAUGCAACACUACUGGUGUCCACGAAUGCAAGAAUACCUCCGCGGUGGCGUUAACUUGGAUGAAGGGUGUUCGACACAGUUGAAUGAUCUUGGGAUCACUCUUACUCCAAGUACCCGGAUACACUCAAAUGCGCUUUGCGUGCAUCGACUCCCAAAGGUAACAGAAGGCAAUGAAGGUUCGUCCUGGACCUUGUUAAGCCGAAAUGUUACAUCAAAGGUCUUUGUGACUGGUGAUUAUUUGUCAAUGGAAUUCAACAUCAUUUAA
Messenger RNA from Aspergillus viridinutans, 3228 nucleotides. RefSeq lists its product as uncharacterized. Gene Ontology annotation, biological process: xenobiotic detoxification by transmembrane export across the plasma membrane. The transcript is spliced from 8 exons. Gene Ontology annotation, molecular function: fluconazole transmembrane transporter activity. NCBI's taxonomy places the organism in Eukaryota, Fungi, Ascomycota, Eurotiomycetes, Eurotiales, Aspergillaceae. The record is from RefSeq and is a predicted model, not a curated record. Bases 1 to 3228 code for a protein of 1075 amino acids.